AUGCGUCCAGUCCCUGUGGAAAAGGACGGCCGUACUGAACGGGAAAAGGCCGACCCCACGUACAGGCCCUAUGUCUCUAUAUGCACGCAGCUCGAAGACGUGCCGCAACUAGAAGAAGGUAAAAGCUUUGAACAUCAGCUCUUCGGAUUCGACACGGUUUCAUAUGCCAAGUUCAUGCAAGAAUCAUGGUGGGAUGACGCCUUCAUAAGGUUUGGACACCAAGCGCUCAAGAUACCCAUCCAUUCCACAGAUCCUUCCUCCCCAUUCAAAACCACUGCAAGACAGAGCGACUCGUUCGGGGAUUUCGCUCCAUUUCUUACGUCGGUCAUCCGCAGCAGAGCUGCACUUUCCUUCAUCGUCAAUUACGCCAUGCCGAGGCUGCACGAACAUCGGCAGAUAUCCAUCUUGCACUAUCUGGCACUGUUGACGCGUGACGUCGCAACAGCUAAACUCAUGCGCAACAGGCUGCACUAUGAGAAGCGGACGUGGCCCAACAGACUCCGUGCAAUACGUGACUUGCGCGACAAGUCUACGGAGAGCUUCAACACAGCCUGGGAUGGUUGUAUCGAGGUAUUGCAACGUCCUCUGGCUCCAAGUACUGUCGACGAUUUGGAUGAAUUCAUCAUGAAAGUCCAGGAACUAUUGGCAAACUUGACGGAACUGAAUCGGUUGCUGGGCAUAGAAGUUCAGUAUUCUCAAGCUCUCGCUGCCCAGUAUAUUCUGAAGACCCCGGAAGCACGAAGAAAGAUCCACCGAAGAUAUAUGAGAUUCCUCCGGGAGAACAUGGUGCAUAUGAGAAAUUCUAUCGCUUAUGUGGUAGAAACAAUUGCGUCCGACCACGAACAGGACGGCCGACUGGUAUGGAAAACCAUCGCUGCACCGUGGGAGGCCCGCUUCGAAUACAUGCUUGAGUCAAACCCCGCGGCUCUCAACGCUCUCGAGGAAUCUGACGCAGAGACGAUAAACGACUCUAUUGACGGACUAGCCAAUCUCAGAAAAUUUACACUGCAGACCUGUGUUGACCUGCUCAGUACCUCGAGUCAUCUGGAAAAUGUUUUGCCCAUCCUCGAUGACCAGUACAUUGACUUCCCGAUCGCGACCGCACCGACAGGUCUUUUCCCAGGGGUCCCGAUCGCGAUGCAGAUGAUGGAGCUGUCGAAGAUCGUGGAAAAGAGAGCGGUCCACGAUAUAAUACGCCUCAAGAACCCGGGACUCGACCAAAUCAUACAGCAGUGGAUCAAGAUCCUCCACACGCACGCCGGACUGUCGGAGCGCGUGCGCCGGGUCGGAGAAGCCGUCCACUGGGAAAGGGUCAAGGCCGAAAUCAAAGCAGUCACGAUUGUCCUGUUCCAGGCCAAGCGGCGUGAAGUUGAGCCGACCGGACCCACCCUCAACGGGCGCCACCCGCGGGAUCUGCUAGUGGACGCAAUGAGAGGUCAAGUCAUGCUUAUGCUUGGGGAUCACGAGCCCUUGAGGGUGUGGCUGAGAGAGGUUUGUAUCGAAGAGCAGGAUGAGGAGGAGUUUGACACGAUUAUGCGCAUGGUAUAUCGGGGACCAGCCUCCCAGGGACCGCCCGCCCAGGAACCGGCCUCCCAAGGACCGCCCUCUCAGGGACCGGUCUCCUAG
This is a messenger RNA of Diaporthe citri, 1626 nucleotides long. RefSeq lists its product as uncharacterized. The record is from RefSeq and is a predicted model, not a curated record. Bases 1 to 1626 code for a protein of 541 amino acids. Lineage: Eukaryota; Fungi; Ascomycota; Sordariomycetes; Diaporthales; Diaporthaceae. The transcript is spliced from 6 exons.